Molecule: messenger RNA, 219 nt
Organism: Emiliania huxleyi CCMP1516
Lineage: Eukaryota; Haptophyta; Isochrysidales; Noelaerhabdaceae
Exons: 3
Coding region: 1-219 (72 amino acids)
Source: RefSeq, a predicted model, not a curated record
AUGGGCGAGACGCAGCUGCACAGCACCGAGGCAAGCCUGCAGCCGUGGGUCGAGGACGCUCUCGUGAAGCUGCACGCGCGAAAAAACAGCGGCGCGAAGAUCACUGAGAUUCGCGUGAGUAGCCGAUCCGCCGAAGCAAUCAAGCUCCAGCUACGCCGACUUCAGAACGUCACGCCACUGUGUCUCGUUAUCAGCACUAAAUCACUGUCGCUAUCUUAG